CUGUGCUGGGGCACAUGAGAGAUGGCCUUCCAGCGGAGCCACAGGCUGAACCUGCUGCGCCUCGUCGUGCUGCUCCUCGUGGCCUUGGCUGGCAUCAAGUUCCUCUUCCGUGACAGCUUCACCCUGGAGCUGCACAAACACGUCAGCAAGGACAGCAGGUUCUGGGGGGACGCAGGUGACACCGGCCAGGAUGCCGGCCCCCAGAGCCAGGCUCUGGAGCUCCCUGUGGCAAAGAUAACGGCACCGAGGCAAGAGCCUGGGCAGCAGGUCCCCAGAGAUGUCAGCGCCACUGAGAUGAGGCUGGUCCACCUGGACCUCAAGGGAGCUGCGCCCAGGGUCUCCUACCUGGAGCAGGUGUUCCCCCUCCUGUCCCAGCUGGGAGCCAACGGCGUCCUCAUCGAGUACGAGGACAUGUUCCCCUUCAAGGGGGAGCUGGAAAUCCUCAAGUCCCCGUACGCUUACAGCGAGGAGGACAUCGAGCGGAUCCAGCAGUUGGCGGAGCUCCACAAACUGGAGGUGGUUCCCCUGGUGCAGACCUUCGGGCACGUGGAGUUCAUCCUCAAGCACGAAAAGUACCAGCACCUGCGGGAGGUCGAGCGCUUCCCCAACAGCUUCAACCCCCACGUCCCCGACACUCUGGCCCUGCUCAAGAGCAUCUUGUCGCAGGUGAUCGAGAAGCACAGGCGCUCCGCCUGGAUCCACAUUGGCGCAGACGAGGUCUUCCAUCUCGGGGAGGGGAUGGACUCCAAGAACUGGAUGAGCCACAACAAGGGCGACGCAGGGAGCAUGUACCUGAAGCACAUCAAGGAGGUGCUGGGCUUCAUCGCCACGCAGUACUGGGGGCUGCGGGCGCUCAUGUGGGACGACAUGCUGAGGAAGAUCAGCGUGGGAGCCCUGAGGGAGUCCGGGAUAGCAAAGCACGUCUCGCCCAUGGUGUGGUUCUACGCACCCGACUUUGAGGCCGAGCAGAUCGGGCCGUUUCUCACAAAGUACGUGGAGAGCGGCUUCGAGGCGGUGUGGUUUGCCAGCGCCUUCAAGGGCACCACAGGACCAGCGCAGGCUUGGCCCCCCCUGAGCUACCACCUGAAAAACCACCUGAGCUGGCUGAAGGUGAUGCAGGCCCUGCCGCGGCUGGCCCCACUGCGCUUCCAGGGCAUCGUCCUCACCGGCUGGCAGAGGUACGAUCACUACUCAGUGCUUUGCGAGCUGCUGCCCGUCGGCAUCCCCUCCCUGGCCAUCUGCCUGCAGACCCUGGUGAACGGGGGCUUCACAGACGAGACGAAGAGGAAGGUCCUGGACACGCUGGGCUUCCAGAGCAUGCAGCUGGAGCAGAGCACGUGCGAGGGCAGGGGAGCAUUCCCUGGUGCGGAGAUCUACCACAUGGUCGAGCAGGUUAAUGGCCACCUGAAGGAGAGCAUCCUUAAAGCCCUGGAGGAGGAGAGUGCCAUCAAGGGCUGGUUCAGCCCCUAUCACCGGAAGCGCCAGUUCGGCAACCCCCGCAACAUGGAGAGCUUUGGCAGCAAGGUGCUGAAGCUCCAUGAGGACUGGGAGAGCUUCGUCCGCGACCUGCGCGCCCACCUGGAGAGGGUCUACUUCCCUGACACGGUGGAGGAGUGGAUGGAGGAGAACGUCAACCCCUACCUGGACCAGCUGCGGGACCUGGUGCGGGACUACCGGGCCAUCAUCCGCCUCAACGCCAGGCCCAAGGCAACGUAG
Molecule: messenger RNA, 1716 nt
Organism: Gavia stellata (red-throated loon)
Lineage: Eukaryota; Metazoa; Chordata; Aves; Gaviiformes; Gaviidae
Product: hexosaminidase D-like
Exons: 14
Coding region: 22-1716 (564 amino acids)
Biological process (GO): carbohydrate metabolic process
Molecular function (GO): hexosaminidase activity
Source: RefSeq, a predicted model, not a curated record